Passer domesticus (house sparrow) is the source of this 5451-nucleotide messenger RNA. RefSeq names its product glycerol-3-phosphate dehydrogenase 2 (gene GPD2). The record is from RefSeq and is a predicted model, not a curated record. Gene Ontology annotation, cellular component: mitochondrion; glycerol-3-phosphate dehydrogenase (FAD) complex. Bases 235 to 2403 code for a protein of 722 amino acids. The transcript is spliced from 17 exons. Lineage: Eukaryota; Metazoa; Chordata; Aves; Passeriformes; Passeridae. Gene Ontology annotation, biological process: glycerol-3-phosphate metabolic process. Gene Ontology annotation, molecular function: glycerol-3-phosphate dehydrogenase (quinone) activity; calcium ion binding.
GCGCAGGCCGCAGCGGCGGCGCUCCCGCGGGCUCGGCGGGGCAGCGCGGCCCCGGGCGGGCAGCAGGGCGGGGAGGCGCCGGCGGUGUGCGAGGCGGGGCUCGGGGGAGCCGGGCUGGCUGCUGCAGGCGGAGGGCGGGCGGGGAGAGAGCCGCCCUCCCUCGCCUCUUCUGCUGGCGGCGGCCGGCGAGCAGCCCGCAGAGGGACGCGGGCUCCCGGCGCUCCCGCAUAAAAAAUGGCAUUUCAGAAGGCAGUGAAAGGAACUGCUCUCAUUGGAGGAGGUGCCAUAGCAACAGUUUUUGGCCUCUCUCAAUUUUCUCAGCAUAGAAACAAACACGGCGCCUUGGUGCAGGUUCAGGCUGAAGAAGGUGUUCCAGUGAGGAAGGAGCACCUCCCCAGCAGAGAGCAGCAGCUGGCGGCCCUGCAGAGCGGCGCGGAGUUCGAUGUGCUCGUCAUCGGCGGGGGAGCCACGGGCUGUGGCUGUGCCCUGGAUGCAGCCACCCGAGGACUAAAAACAGCCCUUCUAGAAAGAGAUGAUUUCUCAUCGGGGACCAGCAGCAGGAGCACUAAAUUGAUCCAUGGUGGGGUGAGGUACCUCCAGAAGGCCAUCAUGAAGCUGGAUUUCGAGCAGUACAGGAUGGUGAAGGAGGCCCUGGAGGAGCGUGCCCACCUGCUGCAGAGCGCGCCCCACCUCUCAGGUGCACUGCCCAUCAUGCUCCCCAUCUACAAGUGGUGGCAGCUGCCGUACUACUGGAUCGGGAUCAAGCUGUACGACCUGGUGGCGGGCAGCCAGUGCCUGAAGAGCAGCUACGUCCUGACCAAGGCCCGGGCCCUGGAGCUGUUCCCCAUGCUGCGCAGGGACAAGCUGGUGGGAGCCAUUGUCUACUACGACGGACAGCACAACGACGCGCGCAUGAACCUGGCCAUCGCCCUGACCGCCGCGCGCUACGGCGCUGCCACCGCCAAUUACACCGAGGUGCGGCACCUGCUCAAGAGCACGGACACGGGCCGCGUCUGCGGCGUGCGCUGCAGGGACGUGCUCACCGGGAAGGAGUUCGAUGUCAGAGCCAAGUGUGUUAUCAAUGCCACGGGACCUUUCACAGACUCAGUCCGCAAAAUGGAUGAUCAGGAGGUGCCCAACAUCUGUCAGCCCAGCGCAGGCGUGCAUAUCGUGAUGCCUGGUUAUUACAGCCCUGACAACAUGGGGCUGCUGGACCCGGCCACCAGCGACGGCAGAGUGAUCUUCUUCCUGCCCUGGGAGAAGAUGACCAUCGCAGGGACCACGGACAGCCCCACGGAUGUCACCUCCCACCCCAUCCCCACGGAGGAGGACAUCAACUUCAUCCUGAGCGAAGUGCGCAACUACCUGGGCCCGGACGUGGAAGUGAGAAGAGGAGAUGUGCUGGCAGCCUGGAGUGGCAUCCGGCCCCUGGUGACCAACCCCGACUCCAAGGACACCCAGUCCCUGUCCCGGAACCACGUGGUGACCAUCAGCGACAGCGGCCUCGUCACCAUUGCAGGUGGGAAGUGGACAACGUACCGUGCCAUGGCACGGGACACCAUCGACGCGGCCGUGCGCGAGCACAAGCUGCAGGCAGGCUCCUGCAGAACCAUGGGGCUGCAGCUGGAGGGGGCCCACGACUGGAGCCCCACGCUCUACAUCAGACUGGUGCAGGACUACGGGCUGGAAAGUGAGGUGGCUCAGCACCUGGCUUCCACCUAUGGAGACAAGGCUUUUGAGGUGGCCAAAAUAGCCCAGGUGACAGGGAAGAGGUGGCCUAUUGUUGGGAAACGUCUGGUAUCUGAAUUUCCUUACAUUGAAGCUGAGGUGGUGUACGGGGUGAAGGAGUACGCCCGCACCGCCGUGGACAUCAUCUCGCGCCGCACCCGCCUGGCCUUCCUCAACGUGCAGGCUGCCGACGAGGCCCUGCCCCGCAUCGUGGACAUCAUGGCCAAGGAGCUCAACUGGUGUGAGCAGAAGAAGAAGGAAGAGCUUGAAACAGCUAAAACAUUCCUGUACUAUGAAAUGGGCUACAAGGUGAAAACAGAUCAAUUAACAGACAGCUCUGAGAUCAGCCUGGUGCCUGCGGACAUUGAGAGGUACAAGAAGCGGUUCCGCAUGUUUGACAAGGACAAGAAGGGCUUCAUAACCAUCCUGGACGUGCAGCGCGUGCUGCAGAGCAUCAGCGUGCAGAUGGACGAGAACACCCUCCACGAGAUCCUCAACGAGGUGGACCUCAACAAAAACGGGCAGGUGGAGCUCAACGAGUUCCUGCAGCUGAUGAGUGCCAUCCAGAAGGGCCGUGUGUCGGGCAGCAGGCUGGCCGUGCUGAUGAAGAGCGCCGAGGAGAACCUGCGGCGGCGCCAGGCCAUCCCCGUGGACCGCAGCGGCGGCGGGCUCUGAGCCCCGGCGUGCCGGGCAGCUCUCUGAGCGCCGCGCUCCGUGUGCCUGGCCCCGUCAUUCCCUGCUGCUGGGGCCGGCCGGGCGUGCGGCUGCGGCUGGCACUGCGGGCUGCAGGGCUCGGGGGCACACAGCGCGUCCUGCCCCGGCCACUGCGGUUUGCAUCGCCUUCUCCUUCGGAGCAGGUGCUCGGAGUGACUCCUGCCCUGCCAUUAAUGUUUGCAUCACCUUUGGAGCACGCCUUGCUCAGAGUGACUCCUGCCCCAGCUCUUAACGUUUCUAUCACCUUGAAGCAGGGUGCUCAGAGCGAAUCCUGGCCCAGCCAUUAACGUUUGCAUCACCUUCGAAGCACAUCCCUGCUCAGAGUGAGUCCUGCCCCAACCAUUAAUGUUUGUAUCACCUUGAAGCAGGGUGCUCAGAUUGAGUCCUGCCCCAACCAUUAAUGUUUAUAUCACCUUCAGAGCAGAGUGUUCAGAGUGAAUCCUGCCCCAGCCAUUAAUAUUUGUAUCACCUUUGGAGCACACCAUGCUCCAAGUGAAUCCUGCCCUGCCAUUAAUAUUUGUAUCACCUUUGAAGCGCAGCCCUGCUCAGAGUGAAUCCUGCCCCAGCCAUUAACGUUUGCAUCUCCUUCUCCUUUGGAGCACACCUUGCUCACAGUGAGUCCUGCCCCAGCCAUUAACGUUUGCAUCUCCUUCUCCUUUGGAGCAGAGUGCUCAGAGCGAGUCCUGCCCUUAAACGCACUGAGUUCUGCAAACACAAAACCUCUAAGCUGCUUCUGCCUCUUCACCAAGGAGCAGGAGAGGGAAAGCUGUGUCCUGGAGUGGAGAUACCAUUCCAAAAGAGCAAACCCAGCUUCUGGCAGGGGUGCUGGAGACCUGUCCCGAGGCUGCUGUGGGUGGUGGGUUUGUCCUGUUAUUCCAGCGGUGCCAGUACUUGGCCACUCAGAAAUUGCAGCUGGAAAACAAGACACCUGGAUUAAUCACCUGAGGUAAUAACGUAGCUGGAAGCUGGGCAGAGCUUCCCUUCUCCACUGUUAACACAAAUAAACUGCCUCUAAUAAAUGGCAUUGUCUGCAGGUGGUGCUUUGUGCAGUGAAAUAAAGGCAAAAGGUGUUUUAUGCUAAAAAGAGCUUCAAGUGUGGGGCAAACCCUGAUGCUGUGUAGUAUGGGGCAGGUUUUGGUAGCACAACAUUCUUAAAUGUUAAUUUUAAAAUGCUCAAACACGGUGAAAAAAACAAAGUGUGUGUCUUGCAUCCUACUAACUUUUCCAGAAAAACAAGGCUGUUUUUCAGCAGGCUAAAUGAGCAACCAAAGCAUGGAGCCCUCACUGGAGCUGUUUCCAGCACUGCUGUACCUGCCUGUUGUCCUGCUGCUGCUGGGCUGGGCUGAGAUCAGCUGGGAGAUUGCUGCCUGAUGUAGAACAAGGCAGGGAGACCUGGCUUUCUGCUGGAUUUGGCAUCUGCUCUGUUCCCUGAGUACAGCAAUUUCCACCUCAAACCAAGCUUCACUUCCCAGGGGUCAGAAUUUCUGCUGAAGUAAAAUCUGAUGUAUUUAACUGGUAUCACCAUGUCCACUGAUGGAAAAUAACAUCCAUCAGGGAUGCCCAACAGGGCAGGAGUGAGCAGCAAGGAUUCCUUGGCUAUUUUAACAGGGAAAAUGGCUCCAGACACAAAUGGAGCUGCUGGGGAGUGGUGGAUGUAGCACAGCGAGUGCACAUGCUGUCUUUGGCUGCAGAAGCAGAGCCCUUAAAAAAAAACAUUAAACAUUUGGGUGUUGAAAAACAGCAGAUACAAAAGAAAAGGGUAAGACUCACCUAAAACGGUUCGGGUGGUUUUUGCAUGUUCAGUUUGUUUUUUGAUGCAGAUGUUGUUCAGGUUCUGGCUUUGUGCUUCGAGCAGGGGCUGAGGAAGGGGGAGUUGGCACAUCUGACACCACAAGGACCUUCCAGUGAACAAAGGGGUUUGUCCCUGUGCUCCUGAAGGCUUUUCCUUUUGAGCUGUGUUCCAGAAUGUUCAGGUGAAGGAUGGAAUGUUUGUGUUCCAAGCGCACAGUAACAGAUCUCACAGGUCCUGCAGAAUGGAGGGAAAUGAAUGUAUAACACACAGUCAUUUUGGCUCAGUGGGAGAGGGAAGGGCUUCAGGAUUCUGCUGUUAACAAAAGUGUAAGGCGAAAUAAAACAAAGUAAAAGUCAUGAGAUCUUCUCCAGGCCAUGUGAAGAAAAAAAAUAUUUCCAAUGAUGAACAGGUUUUUUGUACAGAAAAAAUAUUUUCACUAUUGAACAGCUUUUGUACAGUUUAAAGAGCAAUUCUCCACUCCUCUCUAGCUGGCAUUGUUAAAAUAAUAACCUGAAUUUACCUGGAAAGCAGGGUUUCUGUGUUGUAGCCAAAGUAUGCUCUUUGUUCUCUUGUUUUGCUAAUCCUGCAUCUGGAAUGUGGCUGUGGGUUCUCCUGGCUGCAUGUGUCCUGGACAUGGAUUUGCUUUGUGCCACCUCCUGCUCCCUGCGUGGCACAGCCAGGCUGCAGUGACAGGGACAGCUGACGUGUUGCCCAGCACCCAUGGCACGCUCCCACGUGUUACGUGUCCCCUGGUGUCUGCAGAGGGCUGGCUGUGCUCUGUGGGCUUUCUGUGUGCCCGUACUGUGGGCACAGCUGCGUGAUGCCACUGCCUUGCCCUGCUGAGCUGGGAUUGUGUGUGUGAAGAUUUCUGGUUUUCUGUGGGAGUUUGGUGUUGUAAAUAACUGCCCCUGUGGGGAGGGGGCCCGUGCAGUGUCUGGGUGUGUAUAAAUACGUGUACAGACACACUGCAGGUCUCCACGUGGCACUUAGGUCUGUUGUCAGGUUCCUGUUGCAGCCUGGGCAGUUCACUGCUGUGUUUGAAGCUGGGUUGUCAUUUUUAUAACUGUCUUGGUGUUUUCCUGCCAUUAUUUAUUACCUUUGAUAUCUGGAAUGAGCCGCAUGCGUUUAAUGAGCAAUAAGAGGAUGUAUUUAAUGUGCCUUGUUUUUAACUGAGUAAGGACUGAAAGCAUGAACCAAUAAAAGUGGCUAAAAAAGUU